Schistocerca americana (American grasshopper) is the source of this 720-nucleotide messenger RNA. RefSeq names its product actin cytoskeleton-regulatory complex protein pan1-like. The coding region runs from base 1 to 720 and encodes 239 amino acids. The transcript has a single exon. The record is from RefSeq and is a predicted model, not a curated record. Lineage: Eukaryota; Metazoa; Arthropoda; Insecta; Orthoptera; Acrididae.
AUGCCACCCCAAAUCCCUGCCACCCCAAAUCCCUGCCACCCCAAACUCGCUGCCACCCCGAACUGGCUGCCACACCGAACUGGCUGCCACCCCGAACUGGCUGCCACCCCGAACUGGCUGCCACCCCGAACUGGCUGCCACCCCGAACUGGCUGCCACCCCGAACUGGCUGCCACCCCGAACUGGCUGCCACCCCGAACUGGCUGCCACACCGAACUGGCUGCCACCCCGAACUGGCUGCCACCCCGAACUGGCUGCCACCCCGAACUGGCUGCCACCCCGAACUGGCUGCCACCCCGAACUGGCUGCCACCCCGAACUGGCUGCCACCCCGAACUGGCUGCCACCCCGAACUGGCUGCCACCCCGAACUGGCUGCCACCCCGAACUGGCUGCCACCCCAAACUGGCUGCCACCACCAACUGGCUGCCACCCCCAACUGGCUGCCACCCCCAACUGGCUGCCACCCCCAACUGGCUGCCACCCCCAACUGGCUGCCACCCCCAACUGGCUGCCACCCCAAACUGGCUGCCACCCCAAACUGGCUGCCACCCCAAACUGGCUGCCACCCCAAACUGGCUGCCACCCCACACUGGCUGCCACCCCACACUGGCUGCCACCCCACACUGGCUGCCACCCCACACUGGCUGCCACCCCACACUGGCUGCCACCCCAAACUCCGUGCCACCCCAAACUCCCUGCCACCCCAAAUUAGACACUUGA